AUGUUUGCUUCAAAAUCCAGUUCGGUAUCACCUUCUCCAUCCAUGGAGCAGGCAGAUUCAGAUGCUCUGGACAUCAGCACCAAAGUGCAGCUGUACGGCGUGCUCUGGAAGAGACCCUUCGGGAGGCAGUCAGCCAAAUGGUCCAGGAGGUUCUUCAUCAUUAAAGAAAGCUUCCUGCUCUACUAUGCUGAGAGUGAGAAGAAGAGCUUUGAAAGCAAUAAAUACUUCAACAUCCACCCCAAGGGUGUCAUACCCCUGGGAGGCUGCAUCGUGGAGCCCAAAGAAGAGCCCAACAUGCCUUAUGCCAUAAAGAUCUCUCAUGAAGACUUCCAUGGUAACAUUGUUCUAGCAGCCGAAUCAGAGUUUGAGCAGGCUCAGUGGCUGGAGAUGCUACAGGAGUCUGGAAAAGUGACCUGGAAGAAUGCCCAGCUGGGAGAAGCCAUGAUUGAGAGCCUGGAAGCCCAAGGACUGCAGCUGGCCAAGGAGAAACAGGAGUAUUUAGAUAAGCUAAUGGAAGAAACAGAAGAGCUGUGUCUGCAGAGGGAGCAAAAAGAGGAACUCGAGCGUCUGAACCAGGUCCUGGAAGCAGAGAAGCACCGGUUUGAAGAGGUGGUACGGGAGCUGCGGCUGGAGCAGGAACAGAUCAGACGGGAGCUAGAGCUCACAGCCCGCUCCCUUAAAGGAGUGGAGGAAGAAAAGAAAGAGCUGCGAAGCCUGACACAGUCCUUACAGAAAACCCUAGAGGAGCUCUCCCUGGAAAAGCAGCAAAUGCUGGAGAUGCUGGAAGAAAAUGAGAGCCAGCUCCCACCUCCAACCACCCCCAGCAAGGAGCAAAGCCCCAUCUGGGGACUGCACUGCAGCCUACGACAGAUUGAAGAGAAGAUGCAGCAACUUCUGGAGGAGAAACUCCUGGCAGAGAAGAGGAUGAAGGAGAAUGAGGAGCGGUCCCGAGCACUGGAGGAGGAGAGGGAGUUUUACUCCUCCCAGUCGCAAGCGCUGCAGAACUCGCUCUCGGAGCUGACCGCGGAGAAGCAGCAGACAGAGAGAGACCUCAAGGCUGAGGUGAAGGUGCGUAUGGAUCUGGAGAAGAGACUGAGAGAAGCUGAGGAAGCAUUGCAGAGCUUGGAGCAAGGCUUAAAUUCUCUGGAUUGCAACAAGGAGAAAGAGGAGAAGAUGAAAGCAGAUGUCAGUCACUUGAGAA
Pelecanus crispus (Dalmatian pelican) is the source of this 1201-nucleotide messenger RNA. NCBI's taxonomy places the organism in Eukaryota, Metazoa, Chordata, Aves, Pelecaniformes, Pelecanidae. The record is from RefSeq and is a predicted model, not a curated record.